AUGGCUACUCAAAAGUCUGGCGAGGAGCGCCUACGGGAUAGAAAGCCGAUGCGGGCUCCCGUGCCAGCGUACCUCGCCAAGGCUGGAUCACCACUAUCGGUAGACAAGGACUUGUAUCAGGAAAUCCAGCAAGGGUCUAGAACUCUGGUUGAGUCUUUUACUCUGCCUAUCAGAUCAGGUCGUGCUUGGAAGGCACCAGCUAAGAGCAUCAUUCGGAUCAGCACUCCUGAAGGCGCUCAAGUUGGUGAUCUCAAUAUCUGGAACGCUCAUAAUCCGCGAGAAAGGUUUUGGCCUGGUCGAACCAAGCAACUCCAUUCGUCGCAUGUGACGACUUAUGAUAGGCUGUGGUCGUGCCUCCCUUAUUUGCGUCCUAUGGUCACCAUCAUCGCGGAUUCCCUUUCAUGGUAUGGUGAAGACGAGACUGGCGGUCGCGUCCAUGAUCUACUUGGCACGAGGUGCGACCCAUACAUCAACACAUUGUUGGGGGGACCUGGGGCAUCUUAUGACUAUCACUGUCAUUCCAAUCUGACUCGAGCUGUAAUACCGUUCGGGCUCAAUGAAUCAGAUGUGCACGAUGUCAUCAACCUGUUCCAGGUCACAGGCCUGGAUUCGAAAGGAAGAUAUUUCAUGAAUCCAUGCCCAGCGGAACCAGGCGAUUUCAUCGAGUUCUUCGCCGAGCAGGAUCUGCUCAUGGCCUUGUCGACCUGUCCAGGAGGUGACCUCUCGUUAUGGGGUUUCGGGAGUGAUAGCGAGAAAGACAUGAUCAAAUGUUGCCGACCACUCAAAGUAGAAGUUUUCCGGCUCGAGGAUGAGGACAAAAUCUUGGCUCAGAAAUGGACUGGUGCUGAACACCCACACUAUGUAGGAAGGCAUGGAAUGAAAAUUCCCGAAGGAGAGCACAAGUAG
Molecule: messenger RNA, 906 nt
Organism: Exophiala aquamarina CBS 119918
Lineage: Eukaryota; Fungi; Ascomycota; Eurotiomycetes; Chaetothyriales; Herpotrichiellaceae
Exons: 2
Coding region: 1-906 (301 amino acids)
Source: RefSeq, a predicted model, not a curated record